Messenger RNA from Trichosporon asahii var. asahii CBS 2479, 831 nucleotides. RefSeq lists its product as uncharacterized. NCBI's taxonomy places the organism in Eukaryota, Fungi, Basidiomycota, Tremellomycetes, Trichosporonales, Trichosporonaceae. Bases 1 to 831 code for a protein of 276 amino acids. The transcript has 3 exons. The record is from RefSeq and is a predicted model, not a curated record.
AUGGCAAACUCGCACGCUUCCACUGUCGCCGACGUCGAGAGCGGCAAGGCCGAGGGCCAGAUCGCUCCCGCUCGGAAAGGCCUCUUUGCGUACAUGCAGGAGGUCGUCGAUUCGAAGAAGUGCAACCUGAUCUCCAUCUACGCCUGUUUCCUGACCGGAUACACUAGUUCCGUGUCCUUCUCUGCCUGUUUCAUCUGGUGCGGUUUCCAGACCGGCAACGUCGCGCAGCUCGGUAUUGCGAUUGCGCGCAACUUUGACCCGCUUAGCACAAGAACGUACCACUUCAUGAAGCCGGACCAGCAGGCAUUUGUGUCCCUCCUGUCCUUCCUGGCGGGAACGAGUCUGGGCCGUAUCGGAGACAAGAUCGGGCCGAAGCGACGCACAUGGCUCGUGCUCGCGACCUUCAUGCAGUGCCUCAUGACCAUGGCCGGCGCGCUGUGUGCCCACUUCGGCGGCGAGUCGCAGUUUGCCGGAGAGCGCGCCAACCCCUCCUGGACGAAUCCGAUCAGCAUGACGUGUCUCGGCUUCAUCUCGGCCACGAUCGGCCUGCAGGGCAUCAUGGGCAAGCGCAUCGCGUCGCCGAUGAACACGACCGUGGUGCUGACGACGACAUGGGUCGAGCUCUUCAACGACCCCCAGCUGCUGGGCCUCAAGCCCGUGCCGAGCCGCGACAUCCGCAUGGCGGGCGUCUUCAUGCUCUUCCUCGGCGGCUUUGUUGCGCGCGCCCUCCUCGCCCAGAUUGGCGCCGAUGGGGCCCUCGGCGUCCUCUGCGGAUUCCGCUUCUUGCAGCUUGUCUGGUGGGCUUUCAUCCCGAGCGCGACGCCGGCCUAA